Molecule: messenger RNA, 1959 nt
Organism: Meira miltonrushii
Lineage: Eukaryota; Fungi; Basidiomycota; Exobasidiomycetes; Exobasidiales; Brachybasidiaceae
Exons: 1
Coding region: 67-1875 (602 amino acids)
Biological process (GO): tRNA splicing, via endonucleolytic cleavage and ligation
Cellular component (GO): mRNA cleavage factor complex; nucleus
Molecular function (GO): polynucleotide 5'-hydroxyl-kinase activity
Source: RefSeq, a predicted model, not a curated record
UCUUUCCUUCUGCUUCUUCACAUCUGACCCGUGGUGAUUGCAAUCAUUAAGCAUCACAGAAAGAUCAUGUCAAACAAUCAUAAUGCUGCUAUUCGUGUGCAAGAAUUGCCGCCUAGGAGCGAGUUACGAUUUGAGUUAGAGCCAAAAGAACGUUUAUCAGUUCGACUAAUUCCCGGCUCAGGUGAUUGUAAUGUUUUUGGUGCUGAUCUCAUUCCGGGUACAACGGCCGAUCGAUGGUAUACAUUUGGCGAUGAAACAAAAGCAUGCUUGGCUACAUUGAAUGGAUGUCAACUCGAACUAAUAGGAACGGUCACAACGGAAUAUUUGGCAGAAGAUGAAAGUAUUGCUCCUUUGAUGAGAAUGUAUGCAAACGUGCAUUUAUACUUGGAAGCAAAGAGGAUAGACGCACGCAAUUGGCUAAAGGAGGAUAUCAAACGUCCAGGAUCGAGUAGCAUAUUCAACACAUUGGCACAAUCGUCGCUAGUCUUGAGCAAUGAAGGAGUUCCAAUCGACUUUGAUACGGAUGUCAAUGCUGAGGAUCCAAUCUACAGACCACAAGGUCAAGGACCACGAGUGAUGGUCGUGGGACCCGAGUCGUCUGGAAAGUCAACUUUGAUCAAAUAUCUCGCAAAUUAUGCUUUAAAAAGCCCUGCAAUCUGCAAUCCUGCUCAAGCAAAGACCGAUAAAGGCGACGAGAGCAGUCAAGAAGCUACAUCUGAUGCUAACGGAUGGUGGCCAAGUAUUGUUUCAUUAGAUCCAUCAACCGGAUCAGCUCCAUUACCAUGCACACUGUCGAUCUUGCCCCUCUCUCCCAUACCUCAAGCUGCCCUUCCAUCGCCAUCUCCGGCGUUCCCGUAUGGGUUGACGACUUCCACAACUGGUGCUUUACCGCCCGUUGCCUCUGCCGCUCAUACGUCCAAUACGCAUUCUCUAUGGCUAGGACGUGAGAAUGCUCGCGACAACGAGCGACAUACAAAGCGUGCUGUUGAUUGGCUAGCUCUGGCAUUGGAAAAGCGAUUAGCACGGGAUCCCAGAGCACGCUGCAGUGGAGUGUUGAUUGACACACCUGGCAUUAUCACCGCUGAUGCCAAGAAUCGAUACCCCUUACUUCAACAUUAUGUCAAAGCAUUGAAAGUGGAUACAAUCAUCGUUCUUGGACAUGAAAAGCUCAAUGUUGAAAUGACGAAAUUGUUCGGUGCUCAAGGAUCAGGAAUCAGUGUUGUGAAGUUGCCCAAAUCAGAUGGAGUUGUUGAGUUCGAUUCUUCUUUCAAACAGAAACUUCGAUCUCUACAGAUACGCAAUUACUUUUACGGAGGAAGCUCCUACAAGAAAAAAGAAGAAAAUUCUGGAGCCCAAGAUGAAAAUGGUGAAAACUUAAACGAAGAUGGAAUGGAGAAAACAUCAAAAGACUCUAUCAAUAAUAUUGCACCAAGUCAUGUUGAACCUCUUGGUGGAUUACCCCUCCUAAGUCCAUAUUCAACAACGCUUCCGUUUGACGUCUUAGAGGUAUACAGUGUUGGACAGGAGAGUAAAGCGCCUAGUAGUGCAUUACCAAUUGGUGCUCAAAGUGUAUCUUCAGCCACACAACUGGUCAAAUUAGAUCAUGCAAAUUCAGCAAUCGAUCAAUCAAAUUUGCUGCAUUCGAUCUUAGCGAUCAUUCAACCUCCACGCGGAGGUGGUGGACCGGGUGUAGCAGAUAGCAAAGUUGAUCCUCCACCAACUGAUGAUGAACUUUUGGGAGCUCCCGUUCUAGGAUUUGUACAUGUUGCUGAAGUGGACGCUACCCGGAAAAAGAUCACCGUCUUAAGUCCAAGUCCAGGUAGAUUGCCGAGUAAGACUGCUUUGAUCGGCACACUAGAUUGGCAAGAUCUGUAAAACAUAUGAAUUGUACUAUCACCCUAUCAUCAAUGCAAAUUUGUAUAUUUAUCUUUGUGAUGAAUGCCAUUCAUCAAACAUGGU